AUUUCAGGGUGUUUGUGUUUAUACCUGGGCUAUAAGAGGGCAGUCACAAUGCAGGGCCAGGACACAUCACGUUUUGCUACAGAAGGCACUACAGGAAAUCUGGAUUUACUUGAAGGUGUAUGUCUCUGAAACCUUCUUCACCAUGAAGACAUUUUGCUUCAAUUGUGUGUGCAAUGAAAUGCUGCUCAGCAGCAAGCAAACUGAAAGGAAUUAGCUUCAAUAUUUUUGCUCUUUUUGUUAAGUGGGUGGAAGAAACAAACAGGAUGGCUUCUACAAGUAAAAGAAAUUCUGCAGUGAGAAUUCAAAAUACGUUUUGCCCUGAAGGUGGAGUCUGCAAGCACGGGUUCCUCAUCAAAUCACCACCUCUUCAACUUUUCAGCUCACAGAAUUCCUGGAAAAGGCGUCUUUUUGUCCUGUCCAAAUCCAGCACAGGGAAUUACAUCCUGAAGUAUCUAAAAGGCCAGCACACAAAAGGCUCCAUAGCUGUUGAUCAGAUCAUAAGCAUUGAAGCUGGCAUAAGUAAUGCUGAAAUUAUGGAAACGGUGAGGAAGAUGUUUAAAUGCUUUCCUGAGCAGGUGAUGUCCAUCAGCACUGGAAACAGAUGUUACUACCUCAUUGGGAACUGCAGGCAGGAAAUAGAGGACUGGGUCACUCUGAUAUCUUCAAUCUGCAGGGAGGACAAAAGAAGUGGAUGCUGCCCUCAGAACCAAGAUCUUCCAUAUCCAGAAGUCAGAAGCCGUCCUUCCUCUUUGCCACUAUCCUUGAAUUCUAUAGAUAUGACCAGCUUUCCAGACAGGGAAAGCUUCCAGAAGCAGAAUGGUUCCUCAGAAGACAAGAACAGGCCUUAUUCAGAUCCUGGCCCCCAUCAGGCUCAGUGUGACCCACCAAGAGGAGUUUUUCCAAGCCUGCAGGAUAAAAUUCUGGGAGGAAGUGAGGAAAAUCUGCUGUGGUCAGAUCCAGAGGAAAACAUCAAAAAGGAUGAAGAAGAUUAUUACCAAACUCCCAGCAAUGUUUUAGCAAAGUGCAGUCCUGAAAUAUCAAACCCUGACCCUACAGCUGAGUCUGAUGUCUCUGAGCAAGAGAAGCCAGUGCAGAACAACCCUGUAAGGGAGAACAUUUAUAUGUCAAUGAAAUCACUUAAGCUGCUGGACGCGAGAUGCCAGCUCAUGUGCAGACGUGAUGGGCUGCCAUCCCCUCCCAAAUGCCAGAACAACAGCGCAUGUCCCAGGGACUUGGCAGCAGACAAAGACACAAAAUUCCCAGAAAGCAGCACCAGCCUGCAGCCAACCCUCCAGAGAAGGCAAAACUCCUUACCCCUCUCAGUGGUUCACUUGUCUAUACUGCUCAGUCAAGUUACAGAUGAGAUGCAGCUGCAGAAAUUGGAUAUUUUUGUUCCCCUGGCUGAUAUUAACAAUUACCUAAAACUGACUGAAGCAGCAGGACGAAUCUGCGUUUCUCAGUGGACUGGUCCCCACAGGCUGGGGUGUUUGUUCAACCACGGGGACCACGUGGUGGCUGUGAAUGACCUGCAGCCCCAGGGGGUGGAGGAGGCUUACUUCUUCAUCAGCAGGUCCACGAGAAAGGAGGUGAAACUUACUGUAUGUAGGAUUCCACAUUCAGAUAUCUUCCAUGCUAAAGGCUGCUCAUGUUCCUGAAAAAAAAAAAAUGCUUCAAUGAUUAAUGGUGUUCAAAGGCCUGUUUGUGCUGAAUUCUGCAUAAAUACAGAGGGAACCCCCAUUUCUGGAACUACAGAGGCUGAAAAUGGAAGAAAACACAUUCCUUGGGAGCUCUUGGGAAGCUGCUCUGGGAGUCCUUUGCUCUGCACUGCUGCUUUGAGCACAGCAAAUCCAUUUCUGCCCAAGGAGCCUCUGAGGGGUGGGAUGGGUGCUGUCACUGCACAGGGCUUCUUCCAGCCCUGUGACUCUGUCAGUCUGCUAGGACAGUCCUCAUGGCCUGAACCCUAAAAUCACAGAUCACCUACUUCAGGAGCAUCUACUGAGGAUGCCAUACUCAGCCUUUCCUGGCCAAAGUUUACCUCAGCUCCUCUUCUGAACUUUGGCAAAGGAAAGUCCAAACUUUCCUGUGUUGUUGUUCCAAGACUCAUCUCUCUGUAAAAUCCAGAAUUUUUUUUUCUAAUAUUCAUCCUAGACAAUUUUGAGAAAAUUAACAUGACUUUUUCUUGUCCUGUUUUCAGUGGGCAUAGGGAACAUUUGGGUUGUCACUGUCUGCAGAGAAAUCUUCAUUAUGGAAGGUAUUUUUCUACCUGUUCUCCCUUCUCUUUUUCUUAGACCAAGCAUUCUGCAUUCUUCCAUCAUUUCUUCAAACAGUUCCUGAAAAUGGCUGCAUGACACUGAACUGUGAGACAGAUACCUCGUGUUUCCAGUUAUGGGUGAAUGAAGGUGAGAAAUUGAAAUUCAAAGAAUUUCAUCAAAAAGGAAUCCAAAGCCAUGAAGCAAUUUCCUAGAACUUCAUAGAGAAACAUUUCCCCAAAGAGGUGAACUAGUGGAGAAGAUCUCCUGUGGUGGUGGGAGAAGGGCCACCUCCAUGGAGCCUGCUGCUGAAGCAGAUGUUGAGCACUGCAUGCUGCACCUCUCAGCCAUGGAGGAAUGUUACUUUUGGACAAAACCAGGAUUUGGUUAGAUAUAGCAUGUACAGCAUAAUUCCAGCAUAUUUUAGAGAACUGGGGGAUUACUUCUGUACUUCAGUAAACACUUACAGAUGUGUUACUCCAUAAUUGAUCAUUAUGUCAGUUUGCACAAUGCUAAAUGCAGAUAAUUAAUGUCACAUAUUGGCUGAUUCAUAACACUUGCAGGGAUACAAUAUGGGAGUUACAUUGGUACAGUAAAUUCUGGUAGAGUAUGUGAAGCUGUCUGCCCACAUAUGAUUAAUAAAUAUGCUAACACUUUACAACACAUUGUAUGUUGCACCUCAUUUUCUCCUAACAUGGCCCUUCCUUGUCCUGCAAAGAUUACCUGUAACUUCCCAGUAAUCUGCAGCUGAGUCACUAAACAGCCCUUUAUAAAAAAGCUACACUUAAAUAAAGAUUUGUUUC
Messenger RNA from Prinia subflava (tawny-flanked prinia), 3052 nucleotides. RefSeq names its product pleckstrin homology domain containing S1 (gene PLEKHS1). NCBI's taxonomy places the organism in Eukaryota, Metazoa, Chordata, Aves, Passeriformes, Cisticolidae. The transcript has 15 exons. The record is from RefSeq and is a predicted model, not a curated record. Bases 174 to 1655 code for a protein of 493 amino acids.